Molecule: messenger RNA, 4183 nt
Organism: Paramuricea clavata
Lineage: Eukaryota; Metazoa; Cnidaria; Anthozoa; Malacalcyonacea; Plexauridae
Source: the annotation of a GenBank genome assembly
AUGUUCAAGUGCAAAAUUUCAAGACCAAAGAAGAAAGCCCAAGGCAACUUAUCAUCAUACAGUGGUCUAUUCUAUGAAAACAUUCACGCGUACGAAGAAAUGAAAAUACUGCGAGCAUCGCCAAUUAAGGUGACUGGGGGAACUACUUCAACGCCUAGAAAUGAAGACGUGGAAGCUGGUCAACGGGUAAGUUAAUUCGAUUAUUGGCAUAUCUUUUAUCAUUUAGCGAUUACACGAAUAUGGUAGAUUCUCCGAGCCAACAAUUCCGGGAGAAAGCCAUAAAAUUCAUAAUUUUUCAGAACACCCCUAAAAGUUCAUUGUACUAUUUUGUGCAUGAAUAACCUGGGAGUCCAAAUACAUUUUUACAUAAUAAACAAACAAUAUUCGAAUUGCUUCAGCAUUUUCUGGGAUUUUUUCGACCUUCGUUAGAAAUCUUUGCUACGUCACUGACCUCAACUCUAGGUCGUAAGCGAAAUGCAACCUAAAAGGGGAAAUAGGCUUUCCAUUGUUAGACCAGCGGAUAUGCACCAUAAUCAUGCACUCCAUGAAGACAGUAAGCAACAAAUUUCGCGCAGGUAAAGCAUGCAUUUGUUGCAAAGAAAACAUUGAGAUAUGGGGCAUAUCAGCUCUGGUCAUGGUUGGGAGAAGACAGUAAUAACAAGUCAUAAGUGAUAAACCUUGAUAUUCGUCAACAAUUUGGAAUUUCAAGUUUACCAGUAUCAUUCGAAAGAACACUAAAAACUAUAUAUAGAAAUCGAAUUAAGUUGCAUAGAUUUUGGAGUCUAAAUGGAGUUUAAGGUGGCUCAAUACACUUUUUAGCCAAAGGAGCAAACGUUGAAUAUUUUCUGUUUAAAUGCUUUUACAGGGUUAAGUUUUACUUAUAAUUCUAACACAUAGUAAGAGGACACGCAAACAAGAAGAAUUCUGAUAAAUGUCGCGUUUCCAUGACAACUAUAACGAAUAAUGGUAACAAUAAAUAGGCGAAAAUAUCGCAGUUUUUCGAGUUUUUUUCAAAAAUGAGUUCGGUGACCCCGAUUUAUUAAUAAGUCAGUUACGUUAGUGUCGAGAAACAUUUCUGGGAAGUUUAAAAAAAAUCUGUCGACUCAAUUCUUUAGAAUUAAAUUCGACUUUUUUGACAGUUUCUGUCGACAUUUUUUUUAUUUUUCCAUCAUGAAAUCUUGAAGUAUGUAUCUACUCAUGUACAAAUUUUUAGGGUACCUUACCAAACUCGUUUUGGAAAUAAUCACGGUUUUAUUUCGCGCGGCCAAAGUUUUUCACACUCUGCGAGAUCAAUGAAUUGACAUGCGCGUACAUGUUUUCGCAGGCGCAUCUCCAGAAAAACACGCACAAAAAAGUUUUUGGUCUCGUCGAAAUAUCAAAUAUAUGUUGUGUUUUCUUGCUUAGAAAUACAAAUAUAUUUAGUUUUGAAUGCUAACUCGGAAUAACGCCACUAAGAAAACAGGUGAUUGUCGGUCGUUUGGUAUAAGAUAUGUGUGACGUGUAUGAACUUUUUGGCUUUUCUACAUAGUUUUAUAUUCGUUUUCAGUCGUAACUUGUGUGUUUCCAUGUUGUUAUUGACAAGUUAAAACAGUUUGAGCCGGUGCAUGAUGCUGUUUCGCUGAAUUCCUUUGCUGUUAGUAACACUUUGAAUACAUUUACCAGUUGUAAGUACAAAAAAACUCUGGAUAUGAACUUAUAAAUCGCCAAAUAUUGGAGUAAAAACUUUUCGCCGGUCGCGCCGAUCGCCGGUUUUCACAAGAGUUUGAACGUUGAACAUUGCAUUUUUUACCUUAAAAUGUCUUCUAAAAAGACUAGUUAUUCAAUGUUCAGAGCUAAAUCAGGACGAAGUUUGUUCUUUGAGAACAAAUGAGAACAAGGAAGACGGUGGUUCGCAUUUUAGACUGAUUUAAAGUUGUAUAAUUUAUUUUUGCAUAUAUUUUUAACAUUUUCGCGCAAAAACUCAAGAUUAGGUACCAGUCCUCCAAUGAUGAAAAGUGUAUGUAGCCACCUUAAAUGUUACUUAUAUUAACAGUGUUGUAACGAGUCGAGUCAUUGACUCGGACUCGAGUCGACUCCAGUCGCUAUUUUCAGAUACUCGAGUCAACAGCCCCAAAUGACUCGACUCGACUUGCUGAUUUUGCCGUGAAUGACUCGAGUCAUUAAUUCAGCUACAACUUGUACUGACAGAAUAAAUUCAUUAAAAUUAUUGUGGUUGUAUUGCCUGGGAAGAUCAGUGAGCCCUGUGAAGUUGUAAACAAUGAGAACUUCGAAAUUUUAUCAGAAAAUAUACGGGGCUUUGUAUAGAAUAUAUUCCUGACGGGCAUGCCAAUAGUACAUUUCUGUUUUUGGAAACAACGCUAGUGCCUAAUGCCACAGUUUUUUAAAUGGAGUCUCAAAAUUUUUUGUACUAAUUCUGACCGGCUCUUGUCAUUUUUGGUAUUUAUGAAGUGCUAUAUAUUAAUUUCAAAUUGACUUACAAAGCAUGAUUAAUUAAAAGUCUAUUCUUUGUUAAUUCUGACUCCAGUUGCAAGUUAUGCUAGUUGUAUAUACGUACACUCGAUCACCAGGCAUGAUGAGACAUCUAAUGUGGUCGUACUUAAUAUUGACUAGGACUGUGAUAUUGGUACAGCCUAGCUGCCCAGAUACUGUUAUUAAACGGCUAAAGUGAUUAGCUUAAAAGGGUAAAUUUGAUUACUAAUUUCAGACUCCAAGCUAGGAUAUCGAACAAUUACAGAAAGCGUGGGGUGGACUUACUAUUGACUCGACUCGACUUAAACCAGUGACUCGAAUUGACUCGAGUGAAUCCGCUGACUCGACUCGAGUGAAGCCGCCGACUCGACUUGAUCAGAAACUGAAAUGACUCGACUCGUCACUCGACCUUUGAGUGACUCGACUCGUCACUCGACCUGUGGGUGAUUCGUUACAACACUGCUUAUUAAAGUAAAACCAGCGAGAAAACAGUAUAUUGUGGUAUUUUGUAGCAAUUUCCUUACAUUUAUCUUUAAUUUUUGGCUUUGAAAUCGUACUACUCACUUGUUUUAUUCCGCCCGGCUAUUUAUCCCCGGGGAAAGGAAAGCAUUAAAGAAGUCUAAAGUCCAUCAAUAAUCGCGGGUCGGUCAUCCUCACUGAUUUCAAAAUGUCAUGAAUAGACUGUCAUGAAUAGCCAAGACUGAUUGGUCCAAUUUUGUAUUAUAACGACUGCAUGACGACAGCGAAAUAGCAAGCAUUUCUUGUAAUUCUUGAUUUGAUGAUUUCUUGCAAAUAUAUUUUAUUUUUGCAAGAUUUUCUGAUUUCAAAAUCUUUCUAAGAAAAUAAAGGCGAAUGAAAUGCUAAAAGAAAGGAGCAAAGGCGCCGACGUUUUGGGCGGGAAAAUGGGAUUUUAACGCGCUAACCCGGAUAGCCGGGCUGAAGUAGCUCAUUAAGAUUUGUAAUGCUUAACAAUUUAAUACUCGGUGUUAGAAAUCGAUUAAAAAUGGUGUAUUUGUUGUAUUUGAGGACUAUUUUACCCACUGAAUGUUGUUGGUUAAGGUAUUUAUACUUAGCGCUGAUCCCAACAGGUUUAUACUGUUUGUAUUCUAACAAAAUUGUGUCGCUUCCUAUCUAAACCUUGAAAACGUUCAUUAAUAUCAUUUUGAUGUUAUUGGAAGUUUUUUUAAACUUAUAUUUGUACAUAUAGUCGAAAUUAAAACAUGCAUAAGUGUGCUUUUCAACAAGGCGGGACAACUCGCUUUGCAUGUAAUCGAAAUGUCAAAAUAAUAGACAAUACAUAUAGGAAGCGGGUCAACUCGGCAAAGCGAGUCAAGUCGCUUAGCCGGGACAAUUCACCCAUGUAAUCGGCCCCUAAAUUUCCUGUACUAUUAUCCUGAAAUGACGUCACUUGGGCGAGUAUUCCUAACUAAGUCGGGAUCAUGCUAACGGCAUGGAUUUGAGUCCGGUCUAAAAUAAUAAUUGCGAUUAGAAUCGUAUUGAACUAAUGAACUUAAUACUUUGCAGAAAUUGGACCAAAAUCCCGUCGCGGAUUAAAAGUAAACUGAAACUACUUUUGCUUUCUUUCCAGAUGGAAAAUAUAUACCCAAUCACGUCUUCAAUUUAUGCCAAAGGUGAUGGUUUGGUGAAUGAAACAACUUCGAAAGUUAGAAGGGAUACUGGUGCGCUACGUCACUAUAAUGGUCGUUGGUCUUGA